Diaporthe amygdali is the source of this 645-nucleotide messenger RNA. Its product is annotated as superoxide dismutase. The transcript has 3 exons. Gene Ontology annotation, biological process: superoxide metabolic process. Gene Ontology annotation, molecular function: superoxide dismutase activity; metal ion binding. Bases 1 to 645 code for a protein of 214 amino acids. Gene Ontology annotation, cellular component: mitochondrion. The record is from RefSeq and is a predicted model, not a curated record. Lineage: Eukaryota; Fungi; Ascomycota; Sordariomycetes; Diaporthales; Diaporthaceae.
AUGGCGGAAAUCUUCACCCUCCCACCGCUUCCGUAUGCUUACGAUGCGCUUGAGCCCAGCAUCUCAAAGCAAAUCAUGGAGCUCCAUCACUCCAAGCACCACCAGACCUACGUCACGAAUCUGAACAAGGCUCUGCAGGCAGUCGCUGAUGCUGUCAAGUCGAAUGACAUCGACACUCAGAUCUCUCUCCAGCCAGCCAUCAACUUUAAUGGUGGCGGGCAUAUCAAUCACAGUCUCUUCUGGCAGAACCUGACGCCAGCAUCCAGCCCUGAAGCACGGCCGGACGCCGCGAAGGAUCUGGUGGCGGAGAUUGAGCAAACUUGGACCAGCUUGAAGAGGUUUCAAGAGGUAUUCUCCGCAAAAUUGCUCGGUAUCCAGGGUAGUGGCUGGGGAUGGCUUGUCAAGGCCGAGGGCAGCAAGCAGCUGCAAAUCAUCACGACCAAGGACCAAGACACGGUGCCUAAGUCGUUCGUGCCGAUUUUUGGUGUUGAUAUGUGGGAACAUGCGUAUUACCUUCAGUAUCUGAAUGGAAAGGCUGCGUAUGUGGAGAACAUCUGGAAGAUCAUCAACUGGGCUACCGCAGAGAAGCGAUUUCUUGGUGGGCGUGAUGACGCUUUUACGGUCCUAGAGGCGUCUAUUAAAUGA